AUUUGUAAUGAAAAUACACAGACGAUUCAAAUUCCAAAAAUUUUGUGAGCAUACAUUUAGCUACAGUGUGAAAAAAGAGCUGAAUCCAAUUUUAUAUAAACUGAAAAGUUUUAUCAGCAAAAUUAUGUAAGUACGUUCAAGCGUAUGAAUUCUCGUCGUUAGUAUGCGGUAAUUUAUAUACCUGUUCCUCGAAGGUAAGAGUGUUCAUUUUGUGAAGAAAACUACGUGAGGCAUUAAGUUUUUGUAGAUUUCGACCUGAAUUUUGAAAUGUUAAAGUUCCCUUUUCCAUCGGAAAAAAAAUCGAUUUACAUUAGUGGAAAGUUUCUUUUCGUGAAACAGCUUUAGGUGUACCAUAUGAUAAUGUGAAGAAAAAGUGUACAUUUAGACCGCCUCUCGACCUUCCGAGGUUAGAGAGGCGGUCACGGGAGGAGGGGGGUCUCGGGAAAUUAAAAAAAUUUUAUUUCUUUUUUACAAAUAUUUGGAAUCAAAGCGUUCUUUUCAAUGUGUAUUUCAUUAUCUAUUUCACAGUAAGUCUUACAGUUUGCAUAACGCAUGUUCUAUUAAGAUUAACAUAUGUUAAUCUUAAAGAUGGGCAUAUCUUUUCAACAUAUCCGAAAUAUUGGAAUAAUUAAUGAAAUUUCGUAGAUUAUCUGAUAAUUAUCAUGAUAACGCUAGUAAGCAGAUAAAACGGACUAAACUGAGUUCUGUACUAUUUUGCAAUUUUUGCAACAGUUAUACUGAAGAUUGCCGAAUUCGUCCGGGCUACCGAAUGCAAGCACGUGGUAAGAUAUAUUGCCUACUGAUCGUUGUUGCUAAGCGCACGGGAGGUGGGCUUUGUACUAGAGAUCUUCAAAUAAGAGAUCUAAUGUCGUUAGGCAACUUCUUAUUCAUGCGCCACUGUUUAGGACACUUAUGAUAACGGAUACGUGUUUAUUUGACGAUUUUUAUUUCUUAAUUUAAUGUUAAUUGCAAAAAUUGCGAAAUAAUGCACUUUUUGACUCCGUUCUACCUACACACGACUGUGUCACGAGAAUUAGGGAUGGACGGAUACCCGCACAACACACACAUAGUCCGUUCAGCAAGAGCGUGACCGGCAUAAUUUGUUUAGAAAAGCAUUAAACGUGGAAAAUUUUGGCAACAGACUAAAUAGCCAAAAGACUUUCUACUACAUGUUUUAAAUAAAAGAUCACAUUUAUUGUCCGACACCUUUUUGAGAAAAGUAUAUUUACGAAGAGUGCUGGAUAUCCAAAACCAUUCAAAACAAUGCAUCUCCGAAAGGAUUAAAAACGAAUGCUUUGGAAAACAUAUGUACAUAUCAAGCUAAGAUUUCCUGAAACGGAAGUUGAGACAGUCGGUUCAACAGAUUUGUUAUUUGUAAAAACGUCAUAGUAUUAAUUCAAUAGUACAUAUAUACGUAGAUCUAUUAAUUUUUGUAUUAUAAUGGUUUUGAAGUUAGAGACCGGUCAUGGUCUUAUUAAAGAGAGACCGUAAUUAUAGAAACAACAACGGCCACGACAGAAUUUCGGGUUAAAAGCGCGGUAGCCAAUGAACUCGAUGUCGAGAGUCGGCGCCCUUUCGCACGGGAAAAAAGGAGCUGUGCGAGAGUGAUCGGGGGAGAAUGAGGGCGAGCGAUCAGACGAGCGAUCGAAUUCAACGUAUUACACGUGUGUGGACGACGUGCACAUACAUAUGUGCACUUGCGCAUGGAAUUUAACGAUGCAUAUACGCGAGCGCGGGCCCCCCCACAGCGGCCGGUCGCCCUCGCAUAAGAAAUUGCCGCGUUCCCCACCGACGACGGCGAGCCCUUAGGAGUUAGGGCCGAAGGGCCUUUCACCGAUUGGCCGCUAUCUGUCCCCACUUUCGCCCCGCGCCCCACUAUACAGCAUAUAAAACACGUGUGCCGUGCACUGUGGCGUACAGUUCGAAUACUGUCCCGCGUUCGAGUGGUCUGGGACACUUCUUGUCGGUCGGAUGUUGAUUUUCGUUUUGUGAAAAAAAAAAAGAAAUACAGUCGGGCAUGGAUUAUUCUGAAAAUACCGGUUUUCUGGAUAUGUCUGGCAGGAACUUUACGAUUUUGAAAAAAAUAAACUACGUAAGUGAUACAUGGGCAAGGGACAAGAAGAUUCUUCAAGACAUGGAACAUAAUUAUGCGGACUACGUAAAGACAUUGAGCACCCGUGGAUGGCAAAGUUCCACUCAUGGAAAAAAUGACUGUGACAAAGAGAACAGCGUCACCUCCAGCAAUUUACAAUACAGCUGUACCCCACAAAGACAGCGCUGCAAGAAAGUACGACAACCUUUGGAGGAUUUUGAAGAGAACAGUCAGGACAGCGGCCAUCCGGCGAGUCCCAUCAGCGAGAAGCAGAAGCGACGCGAAUUCUACAGAAAUUCUGCCGAAUGCAAGAUGAAACGUCCAACGUGUUCAUAUACAUAUUCUCCACCGCAUUUCCGCGGUCUAAAGGCUACAAGCUCAACUCUGUUGCGUAGCUUGUCAUCUGGAUACGAGAGCAUGGAUGAUGGGAUCGUAAGCGAGCUUAACGACAUGGAGACCAUGGACGAGGAGGAAAUGCAGCUACCGAGUGGCAUUUCGAAGCUACUGUCUGGCGACAUAGUAACGUCCGAAGGAUCGACGGACUACGACGUCUCGACGACCCCCGAUUUCUCGCGGAAUUUAUCGUCCAAAGUUAAAAAGUGGUUGUCCGUACAGAGCGGCAUAUACAAGCGGAAUAUUCAUACGAUGUCGCCACCACUGGCGAGGUCACCGUCGCUAAUGAAAUCGCCUCCAGUGACGAAACGGUCGCCGUCAACAACGAGAACGCCGUCAUCGACGAUGUGCCAGUGGAUAAAGGAAUCACCUGGACCGUUAGAGAAGAUGCCGUUGUCAAAGAUCCGCACUUGUUUGUUUCGCUCACCGACGGCCUGCCCAAAGAGAACGAUAACGAGAACAUAUAGCUACGAUGAGGCCUCGGCGCCCUAUUACAGACUACAAAUGGAGAUCUCACCGCAAUCCGUCAGAUCUUCCAAACGGCCGUCGGAGGAUUUACUGGAGGACGAGGCGUCUAAAAGAUCACGCAAGUCCCCAGGCUUGCACCUGAACACAACACCCGUUUUGGCGAGACGCUCGAGUCCGCAAAUUGCCCUGCAGAGAAGUCUAUCCGAGACAGCCGAGACACACACGAACAUCAAGUGGGCGAUUCACCGCAGCAUUACGGACACCGAUCUCAUUGGCGACUUUAGUAAACCGUGCAUCCUGCCGUUGACCAGCGGCAUUCAUCCGGAUCUGAAGACCAUCACGUCCGACACCCUGGCGGCGCUCUUACGCGGCGAAUUUGCCGACCGUGUUGACUCCUACUCGAUCGUUGACUGCCGAUAUCCAUACGAGUAUGAGGCGGGUCACAUCGAUGGAGCGAUGAACAUCUAUAACAUGGAUCUCAUCCAGAAAGUCAUGCUCAAUCAUCUGGGCAAUACUACCCCCAAGAUCCAGCUCGAUACUGACAAACGUAACAUCCUCGUUUUUCAUUGCGAGUUCUCGUGGGAGCGCGCACCAAAUAUCUCAAGGAAUCUGCGUAGAUUGGACCGCGAGUGUAACAAGGAGCACUACCCGGCGUUAUACUAUCCGGAGACUUAUCUUCUGCUUGGAGGUUACGAAAAGUUUUACAGCGAGCAGAAGGAAUUCUGCUCACCGCAAGAUUAUAAGCCGAUGAAGCAUCCUAAUCACGAGGCGGAAUGUCGAUUCUUUCGCAGCAAGUGCAAGAGCUGGCAGGCGGAAAAGACCAAAGGGAUUGGCCAGACAGUACGAACAAACCUUGAGCGUUUUGCCUUUUAAACGGACACUUGUCUCUCUUUAUUUGAAUUUAAUCUAAUUUAAGGCUCAAUUCAUUCCCGACAUACUAGUCGUGAAUCGUUAGACGUUGAACGUCCUCAGAGACAGUCGGGAUGUAAAAUAUGCGCGCGCCAUGCGUGUUGUUAAAGUGCAAGCGGCGUAAAAGAGACUACUCAUUCAUUAUUAUUUUUUGUAUUUUUAGUUACUCUUUGCGCUACACAAUGUGACUGACUCGAGGAAUUUUCUACGAUGUCUUACAUAAGAUGUAGAUGUCUAAAAAAAUAGAUGUAAAUGUCAUUCGACCAUGUAUAGAUUCUAAUCGAUCUCAAUCUUAGGCAUUGAAAUUAAUAGUUUAGUUAACGGACACCAAGAUCGAUUAGGAUUUAUAGAUUUUUUAUUUUCGAUAAUGACGAUUUAGGCUAUGAUGAUAUCGUUGCGAUUUUUCAUACACAUCCCGAAGUCAAAAUUUGUACAUAAAAAUUAUAUUAUAUCGGGCAGGAUCAUUUGUCAUACGUCACUUUAUAAUUAAGAAUAUUCUAUAAUCAAACAAUGCAAUACAUCUGUGUGCCGAUCCGAAGUAUAGCAGGGCAUAAGACCAUUAACGUUGCAAAUUUCUUUUUUAAUGUUUAUUUUAUAACACUUCGGACGGCAUCUCAUUGUGUAUAUAGGACGAUACGAACUUCAACGACUUAAUCACGUCGAUCUCUGUCUCUUUCUGUUAAUAUUAAUUUGCCAAGAUUUUUUAAAUACUUACGGUCUAUUCUGAAAAUUACAUAAAGUGUUACUAAUUGGUUGUUGCAAUUUGAUGAAAAAUGUAUUAUUAAUAUAAACACGAGAGGCUAAUCCUUGAGUAUUCGCGUCGGACAAAUAUGACUUGACGUUUUUUUCGAUUAUAUUUUUUUCAAAAAAAAAAAAAAAAAAAAAAA
Molecule: messenger RNA, 4749 nt
Organism: Monomorium pharaonis (pharaoh ant)
Lineage: Eukaryota; Metazoa; Arthropoda; Insecta; Hymenoptera; Formicidae
Product: M-phase inducer phosphatase
Exons: 3
Coding region: 2018-3826 (602 amino acids)
Biological process (GO): positive regulation of G2/MI transition of meiotic cell cycle; protein dephosphorylation; positive regulation of G2/M transition of mitotic cell cycle
Cellular component (GO): cytoplasm; nucleus
Molecular function (GO): protein tyrosine phosphatase activity
Source: RefSeq, a predicted model, not a curated record